This is a messenger RNA of Phacochoerus africanus (Common warthog), 492 nucleotides long. Its product is annotated as IQ domain-containing protein F5. The record is from RefSeq and is a predicted model, not a curated record. NCBI's taxonomy places the organism in Eukaryota, Metazoa, Chordata, Mammalia, Artiodactyla, Suidae. The transcript has 2 exons. Gene Ontology annotation, molecular function: calmodulin binding. The coding region runs from base 1 to 492 and encodes 163 amino acids.
AUGGUGCUUCUCCCCAGGGUUGUGUACAAUGGAAGCGAGGGCGCAGGCCCCAAAGCGAGAGUUGCAAUAUCAGCAGAACAAAAGGCAGCUGUGUUCAUCCAAGCUUGGUGGCGGGGCACCCUGGUGCGCCGGACGCUGCUGCAUGCAGCUCUCAGAGCAUGUAUCAUUCAGUGCUGGUGGAAACAGAAACUGGCAAAGCUGCUGGAGAAGAGGCGGCGGAUGUCCCUAGAGUCCUACGCGCGACAAGAAUGGGCAGUUGUUAAGCUACAAUCCUGGGUCCGUAUGUGGUGCAUCCGCCUCCGUUACUGCCGUUUGCUCCAUGCUGUCCGCAUUAUCCAGGUUUACUGGCGCUGGCAUAGUUGCCAUACCCGUGGCUUUAUACAGGGCCAUUACGACCUCAAAGAAAACCAACUGAAUCUUCAACUUGAAAUCUCUUUGGGCUCACAAGCUUGCAGAGUACAACAAUGCAUACCCCUUCCAAUAAAGGAAUGA